UCGAUCACUUCGCCCUCAGACUGGGGGCAGUGCGUUGUUUUGUAUGCUCGACAGUCCGACAGUUGUUUCAUGUCGUGCGAAGCUGUGCAUUGUGGAUCGCAGUGUAUUUUGCUUGGGUCGAAGCUACUGCCAGCGUUGCGACUGUAAAGCGUGGCUAGCAUAGUGCUACGGUGGUGAUUUUGACCGUAGUAAAUCUGCCCGCGUCUACUCAAAAUGAACAGGGUGCAAUGCCUUCGCCGGUAUUGCACAGCCAAGAAGCUGUUCCCACCCGUCAUGACACCGAUGCUACCACCUGGUACCUUCAAGAACAAGGUUGCCAUCGUCACUGGUGGUGGCACUGGGAUUGGCAAGGGAAUGACUGAGAUGUUUGCACAGCUUGGAGCCAGCGUUGCUAUAAUGAGCAGGAAACAAGAAGUCCUGGACGAAACUGCCAAGGAGAUUUCUUCAAAAACAGGCAGCAAGAUCAUGGCCGUUGCAGCAGAUGUGAGAGACCCUUCUGCUGUAGCCGCAGCAGUGGACAGGUGUCGUGAUGAGCUUGGCUUGCCCGACAUUGUCAUCAACAACGCAGCAGGGAACUUCAUCAGCCCUACUGAGAUGCUGUCCACCAAUGCCUGGAAGACAAUCGUGGACAUUGUGCUCAACGGGACAGCCAUUGUGACGUUGGACGUGGGGAAAAGGCUAAUUGAGGCUGGGAAAGGUGCAAACUUCCUGGCUAUUUCUGCAACCUACACAAAAUAUGGCUCUGGAUAUGUUGCGCCAAGUGCAGCAGCCAAGAGCGGCGUGGAAGCACUCAUGAUGUCACUUGCUGCAGAGUGGGCAAAGUAUGGUAUGCGCUUCAACUGCAUUGAGCCUGGGCCUGUCUACACCAAGGGUGCCUUCAGCAGGCUAGAUCCCGAUGGUCGCUUCUCCAAGGAAGCCAUGAAGGGUGCCAUAGAGAGGCAAGGGGAAAUACCUGAAGUUGUCAAUUUGGCCACGUACCUGGUCAGCGAUUACUCCAGUUGGCUGACAGGAGAGGUUAUUCGAAUGGAUGGGGGUCACCUAAACUACAAUGCCAGUGUUUUCAACAGGCUUUCCGACGUACCGAAGGACCAGUGGAAAGCCAUCGAGGCUGCCAUCAGGAGUGCCAAGGGUUCAUGAUUAUUCAUGGUUUGGCAUGAGUUGAGUGAAAUGUGCUCCUUAGGUAUAAGGUCUGCUAAGGUCUUUUUUUUUUAUUGAACUCUACAUACUUGGUGACAGCCUAGGAAUUGAGUACAAGCUCCAGCCGCAAAAUAGCAUUGUGGUUGCCUUUUGCGUCUCUGUGCUUUGAAACAUAAUUCCCGAGAGAUGCCAAUAUUGAACGACGUUUGCCUCCGCUCUGGCAACAUAGAAACAAGCGAAUGUGGUUUGUUGGCGCUUGUGCGCGAAUUCUGUUUGAGUCGGAAAGCAGUGUAUUUGAAACUGCAUUCUUGGGCUGUCACCAACUUUUGUUCUUGCGUCAAAUUGAAAAAAAGUUGCUGCAAUUUAAAAACUUGGCAGGAGUUAGGCUGCAUACCUAUGAAGGAAACAACCUUAAGUAAAGCAAGAGCCUUUUUUAGCCCAAUUAUGACAUGUUCAUUUGUGAUAGAAAGAGAGCGAGAAAGAGGGCAAGAAAGAUUUUGCAUUGCCUAAGACUGACUGGUUUGGGGAAAGUCAUGGCCAAUGGUGGUUUACUGGCAGCCACGUGUUCGGUACUUUGAAUUUAGGGUAUUAUUUACAUUCAGUAAUUUGUAGAACAGAGCCUGGGCUGAGCCUUACUUUUAUGUAUCUGACAUGCAGGAAACUAUGGUUCUGUUUUGUUAUUCUCUAAUGCAGAGCUAGUAUAAACUCUGUUCAAAAGUUGUAACUUUAACCUUUUUAUAGCUGUUGCUGUUGGUACUCUUUGUCUACUUCGUUUAACAAUGGGGGGUUUCAAACAACGGGAACUUGUUGUGCCUUAUCUAGAGCUAUAUUUUUUAUAGAAAUAAAAAAAAUGUAUUUCUACUGCUGGCU
Molecule: messenger RNA, 2007 nt
Organism: Dermacentor silvarum
Lineage: Eukaryota; Metazoa; Arthropoda; Arachnida; Ixodida; Ixodidae
Product: 2,4-dienoyl-CoA reductase [(3E)-enoyl-CoA-producing], mitochondrial
Exons: 8
Coding region: 214-1137 (307 amino acids)
Biological process (GO): fatty acid beta-oxidation
Cellular component (GO): mitochondrion
Molecular function (GO): 2,4-dienoyl-CoA reductase (NADPH) activity
Source: RefSeq, a predicted model, not a curated record